ACAACGACGACACAAUGCGAUUACCUUCUUUUGCUUUCGCUGCUAAAGCUGGACUGUGGCAGCAGACACUCUCUUCCGAGGAAGAAACAAUCACAAGCACGCGCCACAUACAUGUUACCAGAACCGUCACCAACUUGGCCAGUACUAUCUAUGCUGUGCGUAUGGGCACAUCCACUGUAUACAUGGAAUACCUCCCUGCGACAUUGAAGACCAAAUGUGUUCCUUGGCAAGCACUAUCAACACGGCAUCUGGAACUGCGUUCCGAAGGAAAUACAACCAGCACGAUGCAUAUCAAAGUCACUCAGACAAUAGCACAGGUCCAAUCCACGGUAUUCGCGAGUAAGGUUGGAAUAUCGGUGUCGACCAUUACGAACGUUCCUCAGUCUCUGAUUGAAGAGGCUGCGGAGGAUGCAGCAGAAUUGUCGUCUUCCCAGCUGGCAGCAGCGAUCUCGUCGGCCAAGUCCGAUGCGCUGGCGCACUCAUCUGUUGCAGUGCUGGCGAGCACUACUGUCUUACCAUCGCCUACUCAGCCUGUGCCCGCGCAGCUCACCAACUCGAGCUCUNGCUUCGACCCCUUCCAACCUGCCGUCACCAGUCCAAGCAGUAGCAGCGACUCGAUGCUCCCAAUAGGUCUCGAGCUCCGAUCUAAUGCAGGCACAAGAAUAAGCGGCCAACAAGAGGCAACGACUGCAGAAGCACCAGCUACAGUGGUCGCUGUAAUCUUUGGCUCUUCGACGUCAAUCAUGACAUCUGUACCUCCGACUUUGCUAGCCGCUAUCGCUUCUUCACAAGUUCCAACCACGUCGCCUUCAGCAGCUCCUCGCCAGAAUACAAGCUCAGAAGGUCCUACGACUAAUAGCUCACCCGUGGCUGUCGACACAAAUGCUGUCCAAGUCAAGAGUUCACAGACAGCGUUGCUGCAAGCUUCACCAUCCAGCGAUGGUGCCGCUACUAUCAGCUCAACUGUCUUCUCUUCCUCGACCGCAUCUCCCAGAACAUCAAACUCAGAAGUAGUGUUCUUGUCGAAUUCUGCAUCUUGGACCAGCAACAAAGUCUACACUAUCCCGGUCUCUAUCACCAGUGCCACUUCUACAUCCUCUGUCGCUAGCUCCGUUAUUCCAUCGGCUGCACAGACCUCUGAUUCAUCACCUUCUCUCACAGUAUACGGAUCGCAAAGCAGUGCAUCCGUCGCCGCCGCAGAAAUUGCCGCCGACAACGCGGCCGGAGCGUCGGGCGGCGAUUCAGGCAGUUUCAAGCUCAGCAAAGGAGGCUUUGCGGCAAUCAUCAGUGUCGUCUCCGUCGGUNUAAUCUACCUCGUCCUCUUCGUCGUCGCAAAACGCCGUCAAUGGAGAGUACGCCAAUCCAUCGUUCGCGCUUCUCGUCGCAUCACCGGCUGCUUCUCCUCUCACCCCAAUAGAACAGCACUGCGCUCGGAGAAAGAACCAACUCUGCCGAUUAUCGAGCGACGACAACCAUCGGGUCCUCGUCCUGCACCUUCUAGUAGACGUCAACAAGGAUUCGCUAAUAUUGACGCUACACUACACACCAACUAUCGGGGUGUAGAGAGCGUAAGUAGAAGUGCAUCUAGAGGGCCAGAGGCGUGGAGAAAAGCAAUGGCAAAGGAGAGAUUGCAGCAGAGUCAAAGUCAGAGGAAGAAGCCUGAGUUGAGGGUUGACACUGGCGUGGCGUCUAGAACAGAAGAGGGAAGAGGUGUGCAAGGAGGAGCGAAGAGAAAGAGAGGUGAUUGGAAGGACUUGUUCAGAGCUCUA
This is a messenger RNA of Aureobasidium vineae, 1769 nucleotides long. NCBI's taxonomy places the organism in Eukaryota, Fungi, Ascomycota, Dothideomycetes, Dothideales, Saccotheciaceae. The record is from the annotation of a GenBank genome assembly.